GUCAAUUGUCAUAUUAUUGUGUCAAAAUUCAGAUGAUUAAUCUGUCGAAAAACAAAAAGAAUGUAAAUUUAUUUGUCUCUUAGAAAAGUUUUUAUAAUAUGGGAAAGCUUAAUGUAAUCGAAAUAACAAUAUUGGCAAUAUUAUCUAGCGCAAAAUGUAGUGAUAUUACAAGAUUGGUAUUUGGAGACUUCACAAAUGGUUUACCAGCAGCAUUUGGAGAUUUCAAUUCAGAUGAGCUUACAGACGUGUUUGUUUUAAGCGACAAUGAUCGUACAGUUGAUAUUCUUCUUGCCAACGAAGAAGAACCUCUACUACGUUCGGGGAGAAAUUUGAAUUGUACUUUUCAUAAACACAAAAUUACGAGUGUUGUACCAGGUGAUUUUGAUGGUGAUGCGUUAAUGGAUGUCUUACUUACAACUAUAAAAACAGAAGUACCAAUAAACAACGCAAAAACAAACAUUUUUAUAUGCUGGGGAGGAGCUAUAUUAAAUUGUUCAGAUGUUGAUGAAAAACGCCCUCUAAUAACUAUGAUGGGUCAACCACUGGCUAUUGACUAUAACCAAGAUAUGAUAAUUGAUUUGUUUGGAGAGGAUACUGAUGGAAGGAGAGCAUUUUGGAUAUUUAAUAAAAGUAGAAAUGAACCAACCAAGAUUCUAAUGGAUAGAAAUAAUAAAAGUCCAACUGUGGAACUGAGAAGACCACAUGCCCAUGCAUUUUUAGAUUUGAAUGAUGAUUAUAUGGCAGAUUUGUUUAUAACGACAAAACAACAUUUUGAGAUUUGGUAUGGUAGAGAAGAAGCAGAACCAAAAUUUGUAUUCAGCUCUUAUAUUCAACUGCCAACAACUAGUAAAAAUGAAGCACAAGUUAUAGGUCAAUCAAUCUUCAUUGAUGUAGAAUUGAAAGGCAAAGUUGAUUUAGUAACUCCAGUUUGUUAUGAUUGGGACUGUAAAAAUAGUGCUUUACUUUUAUAUUCUAAGGAGAAACAAGAUUGGAUCAGUAUGCAGGUAAAUUUUAAAGAUGAUAACACAAAUUUGUGGAAGUUUUAUCACCACGAGGAUACCACAUAUACUAAUGUUAUAACAUUAAGAAGCGGCGAUUUUAACAUGGACGGUUAUCCCGAUAUAUUAGCUACGUUAUGUCCAGUACAAGGUGGUAAUCCUCAAGCAUUUCUUCUAGAAAAUGUUCCAUGUCAAACUUGCGGUAUCCUCAAUCGGACUUAUGCUAUCAAAUGGAAUUCCCUAAAUCCUUUUAAAAACGGAACGGUUAUGGCAGCUUUCUUUGAUUUUUACCAAGAUGGUAUUUUAGAUUGUGUUAUGGUUACCUUUGAUGGUAAACAAUAUAAAUCUGCCGCUUUCAAGAAUAGUUUGGAUUAUGAUGCCAAUUUUAUUAAAGUAAUGGUUCUUACUGGACUAACAAAUAAGAAUAAUCCUAUGAUAAUGGGGCGAGUUGGUAAAAAACGUAGAACUUACGGAACAAAUUUACCAGGUCCGUCGAUAUCCUACAAAACAACGACCCAAGAAGGCAAAACUAGACAUGGUAUUUCCAGUCAAUUGCCUCAAUCAGCACACUUCAGUUUAAAUUUACCUUAUUCUAUAUUUGGUCUUGGCCGAACUCCAAAUUUCGUAGAUAAAGUAACAGUUGGUCUUUCAAAUUACUCGAAACACUGGACUCAAAUUAUUCCUAAUUCUCAGAUGUUAGUAAUACCUUGGCCAACAAAUGAACCAUCUAAAUGGAAGGCGCAAUUAUUUGUAACACCAAGUAAAUUGAUUCUGAUGUCUGUUGCUGCUUUGACUACAGUUUGUGGUUUGAUUACUGUGAUAAUAGGUAUUUUGCACUGGAAGGAAAGACAAGAAGAUAAAAAAGAAAGACUAUCUGAAUCACAUAGAUUCCAUUUUGAUGCAAUGUGAUUUUUAGCAGCACGACUCUGUUGACUGAGAAAAAAUAAUAUUUAAAUUAGAAUCUGUACCAUGUCAUACAGUACAUAUACCCCAAAAAACAAUUUUGCCUGUCAGAAAGGAGAUAAAAAGAUUAUUUUAUAAACGUUACAAUUUUAUAGAUAAAAAACUAUGUUAAUAACGUUCUGCUGGUAAAUUGAAAGAAAUUUGCUAACAGCAUAAUUUUGUCACAAUUUUAGGUGUAGAACUAACUGUGUAGCAAAGUUAUUGAUGUAUUUAGUAAACCUAUAAAGAAUACCGAAUAAAACA
Messenger RNA from Diorhabda carinulata, 2204 nucleotides. RefSeq names its product T-cell immunomodulatory protein. Gene Ontology annotation, cellular component: plasma membrane. The transcript is spliced from 5 exons. The record is from RefSeq and is a predicted model, not a curated record. Bases 99 to 1907 code for a protein of 602 amino acids. Lineage: Eukaryota; Metazoa; Arthropoda; Insecta; Coleoptera; Chrysomelidae.